AGAUCAAGACAACUUUUCGCGGUACUGCAAUUCUGAGGGCAGUCAGACACUUGUCCAUAAACUGCAUGACAAACAGCUGCAAGUUUUCACAAACUUCUUUGCCUGCUUUGUUCAGUCUGAACACCUGAACCCAAUACCCAAAGCUCUGGCUACUCUGGACUUUGAUGGCAAACUGCUACCUGUGAAAGUGAUGUAUGUGGGAUCGGAUGCUGAUCGAUUCAGAGUGGCACAUCCACAACACCCUCUGCUGAAGCCAUUCCUUCAACAAGUCUCCAGGGCAUACAUACUCCAUGUGCCAGAUACCUGCAGAAAAAGCUGCCUUUGCAGAGCAAGACCCUGCAGUGUUUGUCUGCCAUGGAUCCAGUUGUGAGAAGGCACUCUCAGACUGGGCUUGGACUGAAGAAGCUCACACAAAUGAUGAGUCACAUGCUGCCACCUGAUGCUGACACUCACCAGGAGAUUCUUCAGUAUAGUGUGGACCAGACCAUGCACACUUUCAAAGAGAGAGAUGAUGUUGUGAUAUGGUGGGUCUCUGUCUUUGAAACAGGAAAAUAUCCAGGCCUGUGCCAAGCUGUAAAAGCUGCCAUGUCCAUCUUCCAUGGUCCCUUUGAUGGGCGACAUCAUAGACCCCAGAAGCACCAGCAUGAACAUUGCUACAUUUAGUGCCAUCCAGACUGUGAAAUACACUUUGCAGUCCAGGAAGCAGAGUGCCAUAGAGAUGUUCAGUAGGGAUGAUGUUAAGUUUGGGGCAGUAGACAGGAGGCUGUGCAGCAACAUCAAUUCGGCAGGAACAAGAGACAAGGCCCAGCAACAAAAGAAGUUGCUCAGAGUCCGAGAGAGGAGGAUGGAGUUUGACUGCCAGCCAUCUACAAGUGCUGCAGAGAAAAGGCUUGAAGCCGAAGAAGAAGAAAAUGUUGUAAGAAAUAGGCACAUUGCUAAGCAGCGAAAACGGGCACUUGAAAGACUUGUGCAGGCCAAAAGACUGAAGAAUGAAAUAAAUACAUUUUUGAUCAGCAAGUUGUGGCUGGUGUGCCAAAAAGUUCAAGUGAAGUGGUGUCAAUAAAUACGUUUUUUUACUUGAAGCAAAGUUGUCUUUUCCCUUUAUUUUCUUGUCAGAGUGCACCAGAAUGCUUCGUUUACAUGUCGGGGAUGAUGCCCCCAGUGUCAUGAAUCCCACCUUUGUUCCUCCCGCUCACCACCAGAGGUAUCCAUCACCUGGGGUUUGACUUUAACUCUCUGAACUCCAUUUCCCAUAAUCCCCAUACCUGGCACUGAUUACCUGCUCACCUGUCCCUCAUUUAUUCAGCUAUUUAAGUUUCACACUCGCUCUCUGUCAUUGCGAAGUCUUGUUUUGCCCAGGCUGACAUUUCUGAGCGUUUUCGUAGUUUGUUGAAUUACCUGUGUAUUAUCCUGGACUGUUUACCCUGUCUUUGAUCCGUUGCUGCCUGCCUACUAUUACUGCCUUGUUUUACAUGGAUAUAACCUGUGAUUGACUGCCGCCUGCCCCGAUCUCUUGACUGUUUAUUGAAUACCCCUCUGGACUGCCUUUGAUAUUACUGCUGCUGGUGAUUUUCCCCUGCCUGUCUGAAUUACUACGUUUAUUGUUAUUAAAAGCUGCACUUGGAUCUCAACUCUGUUGACUCAUCAUUACAGAAGACUUCGACAAAGACUGAUCCAGCGUCUUUAUUCCACUAACCACCAAGGUCUCAGCUCCUUCAUCAAACCCAGCGGCACACCCGUCCUCAGCUAGAAUAAUUCACUGCACCAUGGAUAUAGCAGCAUUCUUCAUUCAAUUAAGCUAGGCAAGGGAGUACUCCCAUUUCUUUUCCACCGUUGCCGCCCACACUGGUUUUGAUGAUGCCUCUUUGAAAUCCAUAUACCGGUUCGGACACACAGCACGCCAGUGGAGGGAAUUGCCAGACUCCGGAGACUACACGUGGGAGGUAUAUGUGAGGCUAGUACUCGAAACAUUCGCUUCGGGGGAGCCUCCUGUUCUACAAUCUUCUACAUCAGAAGCCUUCCCACGCUAUGUCACAGCCACGCCUGAGUUCGCUCCACACCAUGUCACAGCCACGCUUCAGCCUGCUCCAUGCCAUGUCACAGCCACACUUCAGCCUGCUCCAUGCCAUGUCACAGCCAUGCCUCAGCCUGCUCCAUAUCAUGUCACAGUCAAACCUCAGCCUGCACCAUGUCAUGUCACAGCCAUGUCUGAGCCUGCUCCAUGCCAUGUCACAACCACGUCUGAGUCUGCUCUACGCCAUGCCACAGUCUAGCCUUCCGUGACUCAUUGCACAAAGGCCAUUACGGCCCUUGUCUCCAAGUUGAAUUAUCCGCCACUGAUAUCAGUGCGUAGGGCCAUGAAGACUCUUUCCCACAAUUUGUCUGUGCUCUUGCCAGCCACGGCCAACGAGCCGAUGCCCAAACCUGCCACGGCCAACGAGCCGACGUCCAUGCCUACCAUGGCCAACCACGCCUGCCAUGGCCAACGAGCCGACGCCCACACCUGCCACGGCCAAUGAGCCAAUGCCCACACCUGCCACGGUCAACGAGCUGGGAGCCUCAUCCGUCCCAGAGCCAGUGUUGCCAGCCUUGUUCGCCCCAGAGCCUGCAUUGCCUACUUCGGCUGUCCAGAGGAGGUGGAAACUGUUCCGUUUCCAAGUCUCUGCCAGUGUUCACGACCACAGAGAUUGCCUCCGAGUCUCAGCCCAUGUUCACGACCACAAAGGUCGUCUCCGAGUCUCUGCCCAUGUACACGACCACAGAGGUCGUUUCCAAGUCUCUGCCCAUGUACACGACCACAGAGGUCGUUUCCAAGUCUCUGCCAGUGUUCACGACCACAGAGGUCAUUUCCAAGUCUCUGCCAGUGUUCAUGACCACAGAUGUCAUUCCCGAGACUAUGUCCAUGCCUACGACCACAGAGGUCGUUCCCAAGACUAUGUCCAUUCCUACGACCACAGAGGUCUUUCCCAAGACUAUGUCCAUGCCUACGACCACAGAGGUCGUUCCCGAGACUAUGCCCAUGUUCACGACUAUAGAGGUCGUCUCUGAGUCUCUGCCUAUGCCCAUGACCACAGAGGUCGUUCCCGAGUCUCUGUCUACACCCACAGAGGGCGUUCCCAAGUCUCAGUCCAUGCCCACGACCACAGAGGUCGUUCCAGAGUCUCAGUCCAUGCCCACGACCAAAGAGGACAUACCCGAGUCUCUGUCUACGCCCAUGACCACAGAGGUCAUUCCAGAGUCUCAGUCCAUGCCCACAACCACAGAGGUCGUACCCGAGUCUCUGUCUACGCCCACAACCACAGAGGUCGUUCCCAAGUCUCAGUCCAUGCCCACGACCACAGAGGUCACUCCUGAGACUCUGUACAUGCCCAUGACCACAGAGGUCACUCCUGAGACUCUGUUCAUGCCCACGACCACAGAGGUCGCUCCCGAGACUCUGUUCAUGUUCACGACCACUUGGUCAUUUCCCAGUCAUCCUGAACUCUUAGCCUCGAGCCUGCCACGGCUCUGCCUUCUACAACUUUGCCCCUCGAGCCUGCAACGGCUCCGCCUUCCAUGGCACAGGUCCUCGAACUUCCCAUGGCUCUGCCUUCCAUGGCUUCGCCCCUCAAGCCUCCCAUGGCUCUGCCUGCCAUGUCUCCACCCCUUGAGCCUGCAACGGUUCCACUUUCCAUGGCUCUGCUUCUCGAGCUUCCCACAGCUCCGCCUUCCAUGUCUUCGUCCCUUCAGUCUCCCAUUGCUCCGCCUUCGAUGGCUCCAAUCUUUAGUCUGUGGUUACCACCCAGCUCUCCUGACCCUGUUUCAGCUCGGGGGCUAUCAACCAUGCCUCCUGAUCCAGUCCCUAUGCUGAGGUGGCCUCCUGGGUCUCCUAGCCAACCACCUGAUCUGCUCUGGUCCUCUGGGUCUCCUGGUCAUCCACCUGAUCUCCUCUGGUCUUCUGGGUCUCCUGGCCAUCUGCCGGAUCUGCUCUGGUCCCCUUGGUCUCAUGGCCAUCCACCUGAUCCGCUCUGGUCUUCUGGAUCUCCUGGCCAUCUGCCGGAUCUGCUCAUGUCCCCUUGGUCUCAUGGCCAUCCGCCUGAUCCACUCUGAUCUACUGGGUCUCCUGGUCGUCCACCUGAUCUGCUCUGGUCUUCUGGGUCUCCCGACCAUCUGCCUGAUCUGCACUGGUCUCCUGGGACUCCUGGCCAUCCGCCUGACCUGCUCUGGUAUCCUUGGUCUCAUGGCCAUCCCUGUGGUCUGCUCUGGCUCCCUUGGUCUCCUGGUCAUCCACCUGACCUGCUCUGGUUUCUUUGGACCCUGGCGUCACCUGCCUCCUCACUUCUGUCAUGAAUCCCGCCUUUGUUCCUCCUGCUCUCCACCUCUCUGAACUCCAUUUCCCUUAAUCCCCAUAUCUGACACUGAUUACCUGCUCACCUGUCCUUCAUUUAUUCAGCUAUUUAAGUCUCACACUCACUCUCUGUCAUUGCGAAGUCUUGUUUUGCCCAGCCUGACAUUUCUGAGUGUUUUAUUAGUUUGUUGAAUUACCUGUGUAUUAUCCUGGACUGUUUACCCUGUCUUUGAUCCGUUGCUGCCUGCCUACUAUUACUGCCUUGUUUUACCUGAAUAUAACCUGUGAUUGUCUGCAGACAGCCCGAUCUCUUGCCUGUUUAUUGUAUACCCCUCUGGACUGCCUUUAUUACUGCUGCUGAUGAUUUACC
Myxocyprinus asiaticus (Chinese sucker) is the source of this 4697-nucleotide messenger RNA. RefSeq lists its product as uncharacterized. Bases 2516 to 3850 code for a protein of 444 amino acids. The transcript has 3 exons. NCBI's taxonomy places the organism in Eukaryota, Metazoa, Chordata, Actinopteri, Cypriniformes, Catostomidae. The record is from RefSeq and is a predicted model, not a curated record.